CUGCGGCGCUCUUGCUGCCAAGGAAACACGCGCGCGUGCACGCGAAGGAGGCGCGCCUCCUCUAUCUGAAUCCCAGUACAACCGCUGAUCUCCUCCUCAUCCUCAGCACCGUCUCCAUAAACCACACCAUCACCAUGGCGCAGGACUGUACAGGCGACGGCUCGUGAGUUGUAUGUAAGCCAACAGCUGCUGAAUAAGACCCGAGAGGGAGGAGAGCGUCAGUGCUGCAGGCAGCCAUGCCACUGGUGAAGCGGAGCAUUGAGCCCAGGCACCUGUGUCGAGGAGCUCUGCCGGAUGGUGUGACCAGUGAACUGGAGUGUGUGACCAACAGCACUCUCGCUGCCAUUAUCAAACAGCUGGGUGGACUGAGCAGACAUGCCGAGGACAUCUUCGGAGAGCUGUUUAAUGAAGCUAACAGCUUCUACAUGCGUAUGAACAGCCUGCAGGAGAAGGUGGAUCUUCUAGCAGUGAAGGUCACGCAGCUCGACUCCACAGUUGAAGAAGUGUCUCUGCAGGACAUCAACAUGAGGAAGGCAUUCAAGAGCUCCACCAUUCAGGACCAGCAGGUAGUCUCCAGAAACUCCAUCCUCAACUCAGUGAUGGAGAUGUACCAGCGCUGUGACAAGCCUCCUCCUCUCAACAUCCUCACUCCAUACAGAGAUGACAAGAAGGACGGUCUCAAGUUUUAUACAGAUCCCUCGUACUUCUUCAACCUAUGGAAGGAGAAAAUGCUGCAGGCCACAGAGAACAAGAGAAAGGAAAAGAGAAGGCAGAAGCAAGAGCAGAAACACCUUGAAGAUCCGACUCGUGAGGUGAAGAAAGUACGUAAGGCUCGAAACCGGAGGCAGGAGUGGAACAUGAUGGCUUAUGACAAGGAGUUCCGUCCAGACACUCGCCUCACGCCAUCUCCGUACCACGGCAUCUCGUCUGAAGGCUCCUUAUCUCCAGACAGGUCUGGAAUGUCAGAUGAACACUCGUACCCCACCAGCCCCAACCACCCUCAGGAUGCAGGUGGAGCAGGAGGUGAUAUAAAGGAGACCGGCCCCACCCAGACUCAGUCACUGGACCGUGUGUAUCGACCCCCUGCCUCUGCCUCUGCCAGCGCACGUCAGCACUCUUUGGGCCGUGUGCAGCAGCAUCAUGGAGCCCUGCCCCUUGACCCCUCCCUUAAUGGCCCCAGACCUUCUGCUGCUAAAGAUUACAGUGGCCAUCAAAUGCAGGAACAUUUUAUUCCUCCUGCUCCUCCUCCUCCUCCCCCAAUAAUCCCUUCGGCUCAGACAGCCUUCGACAGCACUGCUGUUCCUCCGGCUCUGGCCCCGGGGACGGUGUCGGCUCUCUCUCGUUCCUACAGCCCAUCUCCUCCACCUGCACCACCCUCAGCUUAUGUCUCGUCUCCUUCCCACCCUGUGAGCAGUGGAGGUCCGCCAGUUGCCCCGCCCCCUCCACCUCCAGGCCCCCCCACACACGCUCCAUCCCCUGCCAGAGCUGCUGCUCAUCCAUCCGGAGAGGGCACACUGCCCAGGAAGGGCACGGUGCCCCUGAUACCCAUAAGUGACGCUCGCAGCGACCUGCUGGCUGCCAUACGCAGAGGCAUCCAGCUGCGUAAAGUCCAGGAGCAGAGAGAGCAGGAGGCAAAGAAGGAGCCGGUGGGUAACGACGUGGCCACCAUUUUGUCUCGCCGCAUCGCUGUAGAGUACAGUGAGUCAGACGAGGACUCGGAGCCGGAGGAGAACGAAUGGUCUGACUGAGGAGAUAAACUGAUCCAUCACAUACUGUACGCACUGCUGCUAUUUUCCUGCACCAGAACACACACUUUCCUUAUACAGACAGACAGACAGACAGACAGACAGACAGACAGACAGACAGACAGACAGAGAGACAGACAGACAGACAGACAGACAGAGAGAGAGAGAGAGAGAGAGAGACAGACAGACAGACAGACAGAGAG
Messenger RNA from Tachysurus fulvidraco (yellow catfish), 1948 nucleotides. RefSeq names its product wiskott-Aldrich syndrome protein family member 3. The transcript is spliced from 9 exons. Gene Ontology annotation, biological process: positive regulation of Arp2/3 complex-mediated actin nucleation; actin cytoskeleton organization. Bases 237 to 1748 code for a protein of 503 amino acids. The record is from RefSeq and is a predicted model, not a curated record. Lineage: Eukaryota; Metazoa; Chordata; Actinopteri; Siluriformes; Bagridae. Gene Ontology annotation, molecular function: protein kinase A regulatory subunit binding; actin binding; Arp2/3 complex binding. Gene Ontology annotation, cellular component: cytoskeleton.